AUGAUCAAACAUUACUCAAACAUCAUGAACUUCAUCCUCACCCUCUCCAUACUGGCCACACUGGCCACACUGGCCACAGCCUCACCGGCUCCCGCCCCAGCCUCUGCACUGUACGGCUGCACCGAAGGCCUGAAUUACUGCGGCCACACUCUUCUCAACAUGGGCUGGUCUCGUGACAAUAUCAUCGACGAUUGCAGCGGUAGACCCGACUGGCUCACCGCCAACAGCGUGGACAAUGUCCUCUUUCAUUGCACAAGCGGGGACUACCUCACGUUCAUUGAGAGCUGCAAUGCACCUGGUACUUGUGUGGAUGCCGGUUCUGGUAAUAGCGAUUAUUGCAGCUAA
Molecule: messenger RNA, 345 nt
Organism: Podospora pseudocomata
Lineage: Eukaryota; Fungi; Ascomycota; Sordariomycetes; Sordariales; Podosporaceae
Exons: 2
Coding region: 1-345 (114 amino acids)
Source: RefSeq, a predicted model, not a curated record